UACUAAAAUUAUCUGUUGUUAAUUAUGAAAAAUAACUUUAAAUAAAAAGAAAAUAAAAAUUGAAUUAUGCUACUAGCAAAAUAGGUUCACAAGGGAAUAUCUUCACCUCUAAACGUCUUCGUUGAUUUGAGUCUGUAGUUCUAAAAAAAAACAAGCUGGAUAGUUGCAUUUUGAUGAUUUUCCAUGUGCACUAUAUCCUAUUCCUAUACAUCAAAUAUCAAAUGUUUUUUUUUUGAAUUGAUGAAAAGUUUUGAUUUUUAUAUGGUUCUAUGGAAUUCCGGUCGGCAUUUUUAUAAUCUUUUUACUGUUAAAAGUCCUAUAGAAAUCGAACAAAUUGUCAAAAAUCGUGUGACGAAAUUCAUAUUUUUUUUCUUUUAAUAUUUAGUUAAAUCGACCUGUGUAAUCAAUUGUAUAUCACGAACUGGUAUAUAAUAUUUUUUUAAAGAACUAUUCAGAAUAGAAAUAAUAUCUUUUUUUCUGAUUUAACUGGUAACAUAACCAGGAAGUCGUGGGUGGUAGGGUAGUGUUGUAUUUUCAAAUUUUCUUCUUGAUAGUAAUAGUUAGCAAGAAUCUGAAAAAAAUAUAUAUGUGUAACUGAAAGAAUUCUCUAUCAGGAUUGGUAUGCCCGAAGACUCCAACAAAACUGCUUGGAUGAAGGCCUUUGAAAAAUAAAGAUCUCUCAAAAUCAGCUUUUUGGGUUCCAUUCGAAUCUUUUGGGAAUAGAUUUUAUUUGAUAGAGUAAAAUGAGACAUCUGCGAUCUCUCCAUAACAUUCCUUCAUUGAACUACAUUUAAUUUAUAGAAGACUCCAAUGCUUCAAACAUGACAAAAACAUCGAAAUUUCCAAUAAAAAGAAGAGAAAAAUGCUUGUUGAACCUUCUGUAAAUUGAAUGCAAUUCGAUAAAAGAAGGUUAUGAAGAUAUCGAAGACAUCUCAUCUUGCUCUAUUAAGUAAAGUCUUUUCUCUAAAUGUUUCAUUAUCUUUGAUUAUGUUGUUUUUCUUUGAUUACUUUUAAGAUACUAUUUGUAUUUGAUGCGCAGAGUUCUAUAUCUUCAUACCAGCUAUCAUUUUGAUUUGAGUCAUUCGUUAUGAAAAUAAUUUUUUUUUUAAAUUUGCCUUCGAUCAUUUCAAUUCCUAUGCUUAUCCUUUAAUUUGAUUGAAUAUUGAUCAAUUUUAUUUACUGAUUGCUUAAAUGAUAGUCAUUCGGAAAUCAGCGAUCAUGAUUUGAAAAUUUACAAUUUCUAAAUCUAAAAAAGAAAUUUUUUCUUUUCAAUAGAUGACCUUCCAUGGUGGUUUUAAAGAACAAAUUUUAUUUGAACAAUGGGAUACACAAACAAUGACUGCGUUUAUUGGAUCUUGGCUUCUCAUUUUUUUCGUUGCUAUACUCUAUGAAAUAUUAAAAACUGUUCGAGAUCAAUCAUCAAAACGUGACGGAUGUCAAUGUGGUCAACAACGUGAAGGUCAACCAUCACUUUUACGACAUCAAGGUCAACAAUAUGAAAAUUCUAAUAAUAAUGAUUUAAUACCAAGAGUUCAAACAGGAAAAGUCCGUACUAAUAAACGAGCUCGUUUAUUGAGUCUUCGGCAUUUUAUUCAAACAAUUUUACAUAUUCUUCAAAUGGGUAUUUGCUAUUUAUUAAUGCUAAUAGCUAUGACAUUUAAUAUUUAUCUAUUUUUGGCUAUUAUACUCGGCGCUGGUGUAGGUCAUUUCUUAUUUGCUUGGCGUCGUUCAUCUGUUAUUGAUUAUAAUGAGCAUUGCCAUUGA
Molecule: messenger RNA, 1764 nt
Organism: Rotaria sordida
Lineage: Eukaryota; Metazoa; Rotifera; Eurotatoria; Philodinida; Philodinidae
Source: the annotation of a GenBank genome assembly